GUGGUGCGUUUGCGCCUCCUGUGUUGAAAGGGAGGUGAAGAAGAGUUUACUUUACAGAGUUCAAGGUUUGGAUUCGGUGUUUGUCUGGAGUAAAGAGUUUGCCGAGGCAGAAAGCCCGUUUUCACAGCGCCAAGAUGCUGAACAUGUGGAAGGUUAGGGAGUUGGUUGACAAAGCAACCAAUGUGGUGAUGAACUACUCAGAGGUGGAAUCUAAAGUCAGAGAGGCCACCAAUGAUGACCCCUGGGGACCAUCAGGACAGCUGAUGACUGAAAUUUCUAGAGCUACCUUCAUGUAUGAGCAGUUCCCAGAGGUGAUGAACAUGUUGUGGGCUCGCAUGCUGAGGGACAACAAGAAGAACUGGAGGAGAGUCUACAAGGCCCAGCUACUGCUGGCCCAUCUAAUUAGGAAUGGAUCAGAGAGGGUUGUUACCAGUGCCAGAGAACAUCUGUAUGACCUCAGAUCAUUAGAAAGCUACCACUUUGUAGAUGAGAAUGGGAAGGACCAGGGUGUGAAUGUACGUCAGAAGGUGAGGGAGCUAGUGGAAUUUGUCCAGGACGAUGAAAGGCUCAGGGAAGAACGGAAAAAGGCAAAGAAGAACAGAGACAAAUACAUUGGAGUAUCCUCUGACAGCAUGGGAUAUCGAAGUUACCCGGGGGACAGGUAUGACGAUAACCGGGGAAAGUGGGACGACGACUGGGACAAAAAUAAAGGGCAGUUUCCAUUCAGCGAGAAAUUGGGAGAGAUCAGCGACAAAAUCGGCAGCACCAUUGAUGAUACCAUCAGCAGAUUUAGGAAGAAGGAUAGAGACGAUUCACCAGAUCGAUUUAGUGACAAUGACGAGGACCGGAGCUCCUCAUCUCAGAGUGGAAAGUCUAGAAAAGAGUUCAAAGAUGCCGAGGAGACUGUUACCACGAAGAGUGUUCACAUAGUCCAAGCAACAGAGACAACAGCAACACGGAAGAGAGGGGUCCCGUCCCGGAAGGUAGACUUGGGGGCUGCAGCCUACUACACAGGAGACAAGAGUCCAGACACCACCAACAAACAGCCCCAGCCAGCAGCAGUCCCUCAGUCCUCUGGUCCCGGCCUAGCUAACCUACUAAUGGUGGACACAACACCGACCCAGCCUGCUUCCCCAGACCUGAUCGGUGGAUUUGCUGACUUCUCCUCACCUGCUGCCGGUGUUGGCCUCUCCCCGGGAUCUGCAGCACCAGUCUCUAGCAGCAAUGGAGACUUUGGAGGGUGGAAUGCCUUCCCUGGAGGUCAGAUGCCAGCAUGUGCUCAGACUCUUGACACCGGUGGAAAUGACCUUUUUGGAACCAUGACAGCAGGUCUUGCCCCUGCCCCAGCUCCUGCCUCAGUCUCAGCUCUAGGCUCUGGUCCUGCCUCAGCAGACCUGUUUGACUUGAUGGGCCCAACUCAGUCCCUCACCUCCUCCCAGAGCCUUAACAUUAGCAUGAGCAGCACACAGAGCAUGAGCACUACAGCCCUACCCCAGUCUAGGUCACAGCCCCUCCAAAACAUGGGGACUCCUCUACAGCCACAGCCACAGCCUGUGCAGCAGGGAAUUGCCCCUCAAGGUGCUGGAACCAAAGCAUCCCUCCCUUCUACCUGGUCAGACCCCUCUGUUAACAUUAACUUGGACUUCUUAGGUCCAGGCAUACAGCCCCCCAAGCCUAGCCAGCCCAGCCUCAACACACUCCAACAAGGUAACCAGGUAGCUGCCAACAUGCUCCCCCAGGAAUUUUCAAACAUGAGCCUUGGACCUGGUGCAGUCAGGCCAGCCAUAAAUCCAAUGAUGCACCCUGGAGCUGGCAUGGGCAUGGCCCCCAACCCGGGCAUGAUGGGGAUGGGCAUGAACAUGGGGAUGCCACAAGGAGGUAUGAACAUGGGAAUGCCACAAGGAGGUAUGAACAUGGGAAUGCAACACAGAGGUAUGAACAUGGGGAUGCCACAAGGAGGUAUGAACAUGGGGGUGCCUGGUGCUAUGGGGAUGGGGAUGAACCCUGCAAUGGUCCAACAGCCCAAACACAAUGCCUUUGCUGACUUUGGUAACUUUGGAAAGUGAUGAAGCUGGAGAGCAAAGAUAAUCAGGAGCAGUGUCAGUCUCUCUCUCUCUCUCUCUCUCCAUCCCCUGGUGAAGGAAUUGUUCUGAGCUGCAAACAAAGAGUACUUGAAUGUCAACUAUCAUAGCAUCAACACCCUGCAAUCUCCUUACUGUGUGUGUUGUUUGAACCAAUGAUCUGUCUGGUCUGGGGUGGUGGUCAGACUACACAGAUGAUAUUGUGCCUUGUUGGUUAUAAGUCGAGAAGAAAUGAGUGUGUGCCACCGAGAGAAUGUCUCAAUGCUUUAUAACCUCAAUCAAGAGUAAUCAUCAGAUUAGCAAAAAUAUAUAUCAGGAGCUGCAGAAUUUGAGAUGCAUUGCUCAGUAACUUCACUGAAUGAUGGUUCUGAUAACAUGAUCAUUAAUUAUAAUUUUCUAAUGUACAUUUUAAGAAUGUUGUUACCUCUUAUUUGUCCGAGCUCUUCCUUUGACCUGUAAAUAGAAAUCUGCAGCCCUUAAAAAUAACUUAUGAAGUACCUAUAGGAGAGAGAGUAACAAUGCAAGUUGUAUCAUUCAGACCAAAUCUGAUACAGCUGACCUAUCACAAAGCACACUGACACCUUCUCUUUGUACGCAUGUCCACACACUCCCAAUGUGGCUGAGUGUUUUGAGUGAAAGAUUUGAGAUUCUCCUUCAUUUGUAGUUUUUCUUAUUGGUAUAUAUCUAUAUAUUUUACAUAUGAAGAAUAUUAUCAGUUUGCGUCCAAAUGAGAUAAUCACUGUGUAGAAAGAGCCCCAUACAGGGGUUGUGGGCUCUUUUACAGCAGAGUGCCUGAAAGACCUUUGCCUUUUCUCUUCAGUUAACCUCAUUGAAGGUGGCAGUGUGACUGUGCAGUGUUGAGGACAGCUUCCAGAACAGAGCUUCUGUACUGUGUACAAACAUUUGUACUUAUGCCUCAAGCCAAGUAUACUCUCUGUACAGAUAUCAGAUACAUUUGUGUAAUUCACUUUCAUUCAUUUUUUUUUUAUUGAUUCUAACUUUAGUUCCCCAGAAUUGCCAAGAUGAAAAUACCCAUUAGGUCAGCAACUCGAGUGCUGAUGUCGACUGUUAUUAAUAUUGCAUCAUGCAUCUGUUAAAGUGUUCUUCAAUGCAUCAAAUCCUGCCUUCGCACCUUCAGUUUUAUUGUUACACAUUUCAGCAGCCUAACAGUCAUCAGUCUAAGUCUGCAUGUUAGCAAGGUAUAAACAACUGUGUGAGGGGAAGCUGUUUCAACAGUUGGGAUGCAGUUUGUACACACGCAGUACACCAUGGCAGUCGGAUGAUGAUGUACUAUGGGGUAACGCAAUGAACAAUCCUGUUCCACUGCACACCAUCUAGGUGAACUGUUAGAUGUACCCAACAUUGUACUUCAGUGGUUCAAGUGCCUCCUGGUGGCUACCUCCUGACCGUUGUAAUGAGUGAUAGGUCGGUCUUCACGGUCUGACAUUUUUGGUAUAUCAGCGGUAAGGUAAAUGAUUCACUGACCAGAGGAGAAGGUGGUGGAUUCAGCAGGCCCAGGAAGACUAAAGUUGUGCUCUCCUACUCUCCCAAGGGCUCAAGAGGCUGAGCACACCAACACAUUGUAGCCUUGCAUCAAAGUCUGAAGCAUUAAAAUGACCAAAAUCUGUUCACUGUUUUUCUAAAAUAUGUCAGCAGAGACUGUUUUAUGCAUAGUUAUCUACUUCAUAUGAUUUUGAUUUUGAUUAAAAUGGGAUUGUUACUGAAACACUAGUAUAUGCAAAUAUAAAAUCUUUUGAAAAAAAUCAAUUUACAUUACUCCCAUUUUGAAUUGAUUUACACAUUGCGAUUCUUUAUCAACUACAUUAAACAGCUGAUUAGAAUUUGUUAAUGGUGUGUGUUAUUUGGUGUGCUGUGUCAUUAGCCUCAUUCAAAAGAGCUUCAAGCAGCAAAAGUGAAGCC
Molecule: messenger RNA, 4001 nt
Organism: Monopterus albus (swamp eel)
Lineage: Eukaryota; Metazoa; Chordata; Actinopteri; Synbranchiformes; Synbranchidae
Gene: clint1a
Product: clathrin interactor 1a
Exons: 12
Coding region: 135-2066 (643 amino acids)
Biological process (GO): endocytosis
Cellular component (GO): plasma membrane; endosome; clathrin vesicle coat
Molecular function (GO): clathrin binding; phospholipid binding
Source: RefSeq, a predicted model, not a curated record